AUGGCGGUCAUCGAAGGCAUUGAUGAUGAAGUCCUGUUAUCCAUAGGCACUGUCGCCUUGUUCUGCGCUGCGGUCAUUUUGUGGGCUGUCAAAUCAUCCAAUAAUCAUCGCAUUACACUGCCAAUUCCUCAAGCUACAAUGACUGGUCAAAAUAGCCAAUGGAAUAGCGAUGAAGUGGACCCAAAUCAAUCCACGGAUGAUUUAAUCCGUAUCCCUGCGAAUCAUUCGCAAAGGCAGCAAAAUACUCAGUCUACAGAUCAUCCUAUGCAAUCUAAUCUCCAUGAUCAACCAUCUACUCCUUCUACUGGUGAUACCUAUCAUACCAACUUGUUCAACAAUCGUGAUACACAAACUCAUCCAUCACAAAUUCAUCAAACUCCCAAUACGAGUACAACAACGCCUGCUGCUAGCUAUUCAACGCAGCCUGAUACAUCGCUCAGAAGUCGUUCUAAUAAUAAUCAGACACAACAAAAUGAUCCCAAUCAAACUUGGACUUUAACCAUUGUCAUGUUAGACCAGAGCAGGAAAGUAGUGUCUGCUAAUCCAAUGGCAACUGUUGGCGAGUUGAAAGAGAUAGCUUUCCCGCAAGAUCUUGCUGCUGGUGCGUCUGUACGCUUAAUUUACCGUGGAUAUGAAUUACGCGACAGUAUUAGGACACUUGCUGCUUAUCAUAUUACUAAUCAUUCCAAUAUCCAUGCUGUUCGAGGUUUUCGCCAAGGGCAACAACAAUCAGCAAGCCAGGAACAAAGCCAACCACAAGAGGAAUCGCAAGAAUUGGAUCUAAGUAAAUUGUUUAUUCCUCUACUUGUGCUAUUUAUCGCUUUUAUGUGGAUUGUUUUCUUCUACAACAUGGAACACUUCAGCGGCAAAGCUGUAAUUUUCCUUCUUGCUGUCACGGUCGUAAUCAUGGUAACGUUAGCUGGCACCAGUGGAAGAGUCAAUGUUUCAUAA
Molecule: messenger RNA, 951 nt
Organism: Trichoplax adhaerens
Lineage: Eukaryota; Metazoa; Placozoa; Uniplacotomia; Trichoplacea; Trichoplacidae
Exons: 2
Coding region: 1-951 (316 amino acids)
Molecular function (GO): protein binding
Source: RefSeq, a predicted model, not a curated record